UCCAGGUGCCGCCGGCCGGCCGGCCGGCAUUCGCUGCGGAGUCCCCGACGCUCCUCUCGACUUGUAGCUGCUAGCGAGAGGAGGCAGCGAGAGGAGGAGAGGGAGAGGGAGCAGGGAGGUAGGGAGGGGAGGAGCCAAUGAUGAGGCCAGGGGCCGGAUGCUUCUUGCUGCUGCCUCUGUGUCUGCUCGUGUUGCCGCGGGGAGGCGUGCUCCUGCUCGCGGACGCGGCGAGGGUGGCGUUCGCCGACGCGUCGUCGCCGCCUGCGCCGUCGCCGGCGGCGGACGUGCCGUUUCUUCCGGAUGUCUCCUCUGCUCCCGCGGCUGUAAGGAUCCAAACUGGGGGAGACAACCAUUACCAAAAGCAGGUCCUCCUUGCGGUUAUCUUGGCACUUGUUGUGGUCAUUGUGAUGGUGCUUUCAGCAGUAUUUGCAUGCAUCUUCUGGAGAAAAGCUCAGGAAGCUCUGGAUUCCAAGGAAAUAAAAAUAUCAAAUGCUACUAGGGGCACCAUGUUACCCACCCAAGGGAAACGGAACCUGUUAAAAAUGUCAAAGAAAGAAGUGAUCACAAUGAUGGACUUCUCAGUCUUGGAGUCAGCUACUAGCAAGUUUAAUGAGAAGAAUAUCUUGGGCAAAGGUGGUUUUGGCUGUGUAUAUAGGGCUUGCCUUGAUAAAAGUAGUGUUGCAGCUGUCAAGAAACUCAACUGUUGUAGGGAGGAAGUCGAGAAAGAAUUUGAGAAUGAGCUGGAUUUCCUUGGGAAAAUUCGGCAUCCCAACGUGAUAUCUGUGCUGGGAUAUUGCAUUCAUGAAGAUACCAGGCUGCUUGUUUAUGAGCUAAUGCAAAAUGGUUCUCUUGAAACACAACUACAUGGACCGUACCGUGGAUCAGCAUUAAGUUGGCACAUUCGCUUGAAAAUUGCUCUUGACACAGCAAGAGGAUUGGAACACCUUCAUGAACAUUACAAUCCUAUGAUUAUACAUAGAGAUAUAAAAUCAUCCAACAUACUUCUUGACUCGGACUUCAAUGCAAAGAUAUCAGAUUUUGGCCUUGCAAUAUAUGGUGGUAACCACAAUAAAGACGACAUUAACCCUUCAGGAACUGUUGGUUAUGUUGCACCGGAGUAUCUUCUAGACGGUCAAUUAACUGAGAAGAGCGAUGUAUAUGCUUUUGGAGUGGUUCUUUUUGAGCUGUUACUCGGAAGGAAGCCAGUAGAAAUGAUUGGAGAAUCUCAUUGUCAAUCUAUUGUUUCAUGGGCCAUGCCUCAGAUAACUGAUAGAACAAAGCUGCCCAGUAUUAUUGAUCCAGCCAUCAGAAACACCAUGGAUUUGAGACAUCUUUAUCAAGUUGCUGCCGUAGCUGUAUUAUGCGUCCAGCCAGAGCCAAGCUACAGACCACUGAUCACCGAUGUUCUCCACUCGCUCGUUCCACUUGUCCCUUUGGAGCUUGGGGGAACACUGAGGGUGGUAGAACAAUCUCACUAGGCAGGCUAACAUAAUGGAAGAUUUUCGGAACAAAGUAUGCCUUAUCUGAUUGCCACAAGGAAUUCGCCCAUGUUGCUCUUUUUCCAAGGUGGCUAUAAUGAGUGGUGUGUCUGAUUGUUUGAGAGGUAACAAUUUGUUCCAUUGUCCAUUGUUGAAGAUCGAUGCAUCAUGGCUAUGCAGCCUUGACAUGGUAGUGCCAAUAUUUUCUAGAGCAUGUAAGACUGGUGCAUUGCGCAACCAUGAUUUUUGGAGGUAGUUAGCUUUGUCGGUGCUAUUGACAGGUUGUAGGUACUUAGGUGACUUCAUGUAAAUUCCACUGCAAGUAGAUUUCAUGUAAAUUAAUGUCAGGUCCUGGGCAUUCACGAUUUCAAACAUAUUAUGCGAUUUCUUUAUAGCCUUAUUGCCUAUUA
Setaria italica (foxtail millet) is the source of this 1888-nucleotide messenger RNA. RefSeq names its product probable receptor-like protein kinase At1g80640. Lineage: Eukaryota; Viridiplantae; Streptophyta; Magnoliopsida; Poales; Poaceae. Gene Ontology annotation, biological process: protein phosphorylation. The coding region runs from base 138 to 1478 and encodes 446 amino acids. Gene Ontology annotation, molecular function: protein kinase activity; ATP binding. The record is from RefSeq and is a predicted model, not a curated record. The transcript is spliced from 10 exons.